Messenger RNA from Tetrahymena thermophila SB210, 6005 nucleotides. RefSeq names its product Serine/Threonine kinase domain protein. The annotation marks the transcript as partial. NCBI's taxonomy places the organism in Eukaryota, Ciliophora, Oligohymenophorea, Hymenostomatida, Tetrahymenidae. Gene Ontology annotation, molecular function: ATP binding; GTPase activator activity; small GTPase binding. The transcript has 58 exons. Gene Ontology annotation, biological process: protein phosphorylation; activation of GTPase activity; nucleocytoplasmic transport. Gene Ontology annotation, cellular component: cytosol; perinuclear region of cytoplasm; nucleus. The record is from RefSeq and is a predicted model, not a curated record.
AUGGAUAACUAACAAAUCGAUUAAGCAAUAAGCAUUCAGCAAAACUAGUUGCUAAAUUAGAAUUAUUAUGAGCAAAUAAAUAAUUUCCUAAAGUAAAACAAUAUUGAGAUCGAAAAAAAGAUUGGAGAGGGAUUUUUUGCAGAGGUUUUUUAGGCAACUUAGAUUAAUGAAUAGAGGAGAGUAGCUAUUAAAAAAGUAAAAGAUCUGAAUAAGGAGUAAAAAUUUGAAGACGAAAAGAAAGCGAUGUACAAAAUUAAGAAUCAGCAGUAUGCUAUAUAAAUAAUAGGAGAAUUGACAAAUAAAGAACUAGGUUAUAAUGCUAUAAUCAUGGAGAUUUGUGACUGUACACUCGCAGAAAUAUUUGAAAAGAAUAUCGAUAACUUCACUGAAGAAUAAUUUAUUGCAUUGGUUUAUCAAUUGUUAAAGGGAUUGCUAGUUUUCUAGGAGAAGGGAAUCAUUCAUGGAGAUCUUAAGCCAGAAAAUAUUUUAUACAACCAGAAAAAAAAUAAAUUCCUUAUAUCUGACCUUGGACUUAGUUAAAUCUUACAAAAACCAGAGCUCUAACAAUUUAUUAGCAAAUAGUCAAAAUCAAAGAGUGGAAAUUUUAAGUAUAUGGCUCCAGAAGUAGUUCAUAAUAAGAAGCCUUACACAAUCAAAAUUGAUGUAUUUUCAAUAGGACUAAUGCUUUUGGAGUUUGUUUUAAAAAGGGAAUUAACUCUUUCAGAAUCCCUAAGAUUAAAAGAGAAUAACAGUUUAUUUGAUGUUAUUCAAAAUCUACAAAAUAACCCAUACAUUGAGUUUAUUAAUUAGAUAUUAGCUAAAAUGGUAUGUUUUGAGAGCGAAUAAAGGCUAGAAUCUAUGUAGUUGCUUUAGAGGUUAAACCAAUAUAUUGUAAAUGAAGAAUCUUUAAAAUCUCUACAAUUCAAUAACAAGAAUCUUUAUCAAUAUGAUUGGGGUUCCGAAUAUGAAAUACAAUUCAAUACAUUUACAGAGGUUUAUUCAAAAUAAUAAACUAACAAUAACAAGCAAUUAACUAUUGAAAAUAAUUUCACUCAAUAUAAUAAGAACUCAUCUAAAGAAAUUUAGCUAUCUGAUGUUAAACUCCUUCAUAAAGAAUAAUUAAAAGAAGUUUGUAUAAACAAGGAUAGUUUGAUCAAUCACUAAGAUUUAAGUAACUACCAAGCAGUAAAACUAGAUUUUAGAGGUACUUUAUCUGUUUAAAGUAGCUGCUUAUGUUUUGGAACUGGAAGCAAUAAUGUGGUAAGCGCAAUUCAAAAAAUCUAAGGUGUAAAAAGCAUAACAUCUGUGAUAUUAGAUUUGACAAAUAACUAAUUGAACGCUAAGAAAGUAAACAGUAUUGUAGGUAGCUUAUCUUAAUGCAAAAACAUAAAUUCUAUAGAUUUAAGUAUCAAUUAGGACUAUUACAAUGAAGCAGAGAUGAAAAAUAUUUUAUCUUUUUUGAAGGUUUGCUUAGAAUUGCCUACUUUUAAUCUUAAGAUAAUCGGCUAAGGAAAUGAAGUCAUCUUGAAAAAAUAAGGCAACACAAUAACCUUUUUGCUAGAUCAAACAUAAUUUAAAUUUGAUGAAUUGCUUCACAAAUAGAGAUUUACUAACAUCAAAUCAGUCUUGUAAAACUUACCAUUUAAUACAUAGAUGAAAAUAAAAAUAGACUAUAAGUUUGGCAAUAAAGAGGCUAAUAUUGUAGCAUAGUCUUUAGCAAAUUACUAGAACAUUACUCACAUCGCUCUCAAUAUUAAAAAUAGUCAAAUUGACAUUGAAGGAGCUAAAUCUAUUUCUAGUAUCGUUUAAAAUUGCAAAAAUGCUAAUUAAUUAAGUCUUCAUUUAUCAUAAGACAACGAUUCUCAUAUGGGUUAUUAAGGAGCAAAUAGCAUUAUUGAUACAGUACAAAGCUGUCAGCAUCUAAAUUUACUGAAUCUUAAGUUAAUUAACUGUAAUAUUGAAGUAUAAGGAGUCAAAGGUGUUUCUAAUAUCAUUAAAAGAUUUAAUAGUAUUAAUAACUUGAAAGCUCAUUUUAGUAAAUCUAAUAUUGAUAUUGAAGGAAGUAGUGCUAUCAAGAAUAGUAAUUGUCAAAACGGAUAGAAUAGUAUUAAAUUCAACAUCAAUUUAAACAACAAUAUUAACAUGGAUGAGUAAGGAGCCAAUAGCAUAUUUGAAUCGAUAUAUAAUUGCCAACGCCUAAAUUAAUUUAGUCUUAAGUUAUACGAUUGCAUUAUUAGUGCUUAAGGGAUUUAAAAUCUUACAACUAUCUUAUAAAAAUACAAAAGUAUUACUUUCUUGAAUGCUAGUUUAAGCAAAUCAAAAAUCGAUAUUGAAGGUAAUAAUCUUGAUAAAAAUGUGAUUCAAAGUGGAUAAGAUAAAAUUAAAUUUAAUAUUAAUCUAAGCAACAAUAUUAAAAUGGAUACUUAAAGUAUAAACAAUAUUAUUGAAACCAUUCAAAAUAGCUAAAAUUUAAAUCAGCUCAUUUUGAAAUCAGUUGAUAGUAAUAUUGGUAAUAUUGGAGUAAAUAGUAUAUCAAAUAUAAUAUCUAAGUAUGGAGAAAUUACUUAAUUCAGUGCUUGCUUAAGCAACUCAAAAGUUACUGUCGAAGGGACUGGAAUUAUAAUUAACAGUAGCCAAAAUAAUAAAAAGGAUAUUAAAUUUAGCAUAGAUCUUUGUAUUGAUUUUCAUAUUGGUACUUAAAGAGCCAACAGCAUUAUGGAGGCUAUAAAAAAUUGCUAGAAGCUAAAUAAAAUGAGUCUAAAGCUAAUUGAUUGCAAUAUUGGUGUUUAAGGUGUAAAUGGUAUUGCUAGUCUCAUUAAGAAAUAUGAAACUGUAUCCUAAUUAGGCUUUUGUUUAAGUAAGACAAGAAUUCAUAUUUAAGGGGCUAAUACUGUUAAUAAUAAUAUCAAUAAUGACUCUAGUAUUUAGUUUAAAGUUGAUUUAAGUGAUAACAGUAUUGGUGCACAAGGAUUCAAAAAUAUUACUGAAGCAGUUUUAGACUAUAAGAAUAUUAAUAAACUUGAUGUGCAUUUAUUUGGAGACUACUACCUAAUUGGUGUUGAAGGAAUUAGAAAUCUGACUAAAGUCAAGCAAAAUUGUGAAAAUAUUACUCAACUGAGCUUAAAAUUGAUCAACUGCAACUUCGGUGUAAAAGGAGCUGUAUUAAUAGCGGAUAUGAUUAAAAAUUAUAGCAGUGUUACUUCAUUCAGCCUUUCUUUAAGUUAGUUUUAGGUUAAUAUUUAAGGAAAAAAAUACAAAGAGAAUAGUGAUCUUGUUGAAAGUCAAUUCAUUAUUGAAUAUUCUGAAAAUAAUAUUGGCGUUGAUGAAAUUUAAGAAAUAGCUAAUGGAAUAUAGAAUUUCACAAAUAUUACUGAGUUAGACUUGAAAUUAAAAAACAGCAACUUUGUUUUUUAAGCAGUAGAAAUUUUAACUAAAGCUAUACCAAAUGAUAAAAUUACAAAUAAAUUUAGCCUAAUUUUAAAUAACCAAAGUAUUGAAAUUGAGGGAAUUGAGAGUAUUGCCAAAAUUAUGACAAAAUAUAGCAAUAUUUCUAAUCUGACUAUUCAUUUAAGUGGUGGCAAAAUCGGUGAUGCAGCAACUUAGAUUUUUGCUUAAGCUUUUCAAGAAUAUCAAAAUGUUACUUUAUUUGAUCUUAAUUUAAGUGAGUGCUAAAUAGGAAUAGAAGGAGCUAUUAGCAUAGCUGAUGAAAUUAAAAAUUAAUAAAAUAUUAUAGAAAUGAAUCUUAAUUUAAGUAAGAAUCAAAUUAAUGAUAAGGGUGCUGAAAAUAUUGCAAAAGCUCUAGAAUAAUAUAAAGAUGUUACUAAAUUUUCACUUUCUUUAAGCGAAAAUAGCAUCGGAGAAGCUGGAGCUCAGAGUGUUUCUAAUGCAAUAAGAAAUUAUUCAAAUAUCUCAGAAUUGAAUCUUGAUUUAAGUAAGAACUCCAUAGGAGACAAAGGAGUUAAUAGCCUAGCCAAUGGAAUAUAAAACUAUCUAAAUAUAACACAAUUUACACUUAAUUUAAGUGAGAAUUCAAUUGGCUUUGAAGGUGUUAAGAGCAUAGCUAACGCUAUAUAAUACUAUUAAAAUCUUUUAAAACUAUCAUUCAAUUUAUAUGGUAAUAGGGUUGAUGAUUAAGGAGCUAUUAGGAUUGCUAAUUCUAUAUAAACAUACAAAAGCAUUACUCAUUUGACUCUUUCUCUUGAAAAUAACUAAAUUGGAAUAGAAGGAGUGAAGAAUAUUGCUAGUUCCAUAAAAAACUUUUUAAAUAUGACCCAUUUAACUCUGAAUUUCAAAAACAAUCAAAUUGGGAAUCAAGGAGCUAUAUCGAUUUCUUAAGCUUUGUAAAAUUACCAAAAGAUAAUCAAAUUAACAAUUUUAUUGAGAUCAAAUCCUAUUACUGCAGAAGGUGUAAAUAGCAUAGCUGGCGCAAUAUCGAAUUAUCAGAAUAUUAAAAAAUUGAAUUUGGAUUUUUCUGAAAUUUAAAAAGAGAUUGGGGAUGAAGGAGCUAAUAGCAUAGCAAAGGCUUUACAAAAUUUUAAAAACAUCACCUCCUUAAUUCUUAAUUUAAAUUGGAAUAAUAUUUGUCUUGAUGGAGCUAAAUAUAUAGCUGAAGCAAUAUCAAAUUAUAAAAAUAUUAUUGAACUAUCAUUAUAUUUAAGUGGUAACAAAAUUGGAGUAGAUGGAGCUAAAAGUUUAGCCAAUGCAAUAAGAAAUUACUAAAAUAUUACUUCACUAAAUCUUUAUUUAUUUAGAAAUUAAAUAGGCUCAGAGGGAGCUAAAAGCCUAGCUAAUUGCAUACAAGAUUAUCAGCUUAUUAAUCAAUUGACUUUAUAGUUAAAUGAUAAUAUCGGUAUUGAAGCGGCUAAAUGUAUUGCUAAUGCCAUCCAAUAUUACUAAAAUAUCAGCCACUUAAAUCUUUACUUAGGUUAAAAUUCUAUUGGAGUAGAAGGAGUGAAGAGUAUUGCAGAAGCGAUAAAGAGCUAUGAAAAUAUUACUCAACUAUCACUUGAUUUUAGUGAUAAUUAGAUUGGUUUGUAGGGAGCUUAGAGGGUAGCAAGUGCUUUAGAAAAUUAUUAAAAUAUUCGCGAAUUAGAAAUUAAUUUAUCUUCUAAUUUCAUAGGAUUUGAGGGUGCAAAUAGUGUUACUAAUGUGAUACAAAAUUACCAAAAUAUCACUUGUUUAACUCUUGACUUUAGGAAUUAUAAAAUUGAUUCAAAUUCUGCUUAAGACCUAAGUUCUUGUUUAGCAAAAUGUGUUAAUCUCUAAAUUUUGACACUUGAUUUUGAAUAUAAUUAUGUUGAUGACAUAAAUAUCUCAUAUUUAAUUUCUGGUUUAUAAAAUUGUAACAAUCUUUCUAAUUUUGCAUUUAAUCUUAGAGGAAAUUCUAUCAGGGCAUAGGGGGCUUUGUGCUUAGGUUCUUGUUUUGCAAAGCUUUCUAAUCUCUCAACUUUGAACCUUGAUAUCUUUGAUAAUCAAAUAGGUGCAUAGGGUGCAUUAGACUUAGGUCUUUGCUUAUUAAAGUGCAGUAAAAUCUAAACUUUAACACUGAACCUCUAUUGCAAUGAUGUUGGUGAAUAGGGUAUACUAAAUUUAAGUUCUUGUUUAGCAUACUUAGCUAAUCUCUCAAAUUUGAAUCUCAAUCUUGGGGACAAUGGAAUUGGUAUUAAUGGUGCAAAAAAUCUAGGUAUAGGUUUAAGAUAAUGCUCUCAUCUCUAAAUUUUGACUCUUAACCUAAAUAAUAAUGAUAUUACUGAUUAGGGUACAUCUGAUAUAGUCUAUGGACUAGCAAAAUGUGUAAAUAUCACAAAUAUAAAUCUCUAACUAGAAAGUAAUUUAAUUGGAUCAUAGGGUGCACAUGACAUAGGUAAAAGUUUCAAUGAAUUAUUAAAUCUGACAGCUUUGACACUCAACCUCUAUUGCAAUGAUAUUGGUUCACAGGGAGUAUCAGAUUUAGGCUUAAGUUUUGUGAAAUGCACUUGUCUCUAAACUUUGAUUCUUGAUCUUAA